AUGGCUUCAUGCCCGGCGGUCCUGAGCGGACCAGCCGCCACCCGAGGCUGCCUAGGGUCUGUGCCUGGGACUCGGCCGAGGCGUAGCGACCCCCAUUCUGGAACGCGGGAAGCACUGCUGGCACGGCAGCAGCCGUCAGUCACGGCACGACUGUGCCCAAGUCGAGACUGCACGCUGCAGGCCUCCAGAGGCUUCCGUGCAGCCCAGUGCGGGGCUCGUGUCCCUCAGGCGGCCGAGACGGGCGUCCACCAGGCUGCAGGCUCGUCCGCACACUGCGGGCCUCGGCUUCCCGGCUCUGUCGCGGCGGGCAGGUGGCGGGACGGUCCUGGAGGGCCGAGGGCCUCUGCCCAGCACAGAGAUGGAGGCCCGGGGAAGCUGCCUUUCAGUAAGUGUCCUCAGAGCGUGUCACCCUGGCAAGCGGGACGGAUCAGGAGAUGCGCAGCAGCGAAGCCCAGCGGGCGCCGCGAGGUGAGUCCUGCUCCUGAGGUCUUAACCGGCAGGUGGUCAGAUCUGAGUCUUCGGCCUCUCCGGCUGCUUCUGAGCCCUCUGCUCUUGGACCGCUGCUCUGUCACCAGGAGCCCCGUGCGUGCCAGGGGAGUGCUGGCCUGCCCUCUGGUCGCCACCACAGCCCGUGUGAUCAGCUGCGCGCUCUGCUUCCUGCGCUCCCUCCAAGCAACCAAGGACAGGAAAGGCAGCCGGAGGAGCAGCGUCCCUCCGCGGGAUCUGAGCAGCCCACAGAGCCUCCUGCUCCCUCUUCUGUGGACUCACAGCAGCCGUGCACUGGCGGCCUGUGGCAUUUCCUCCCGCUCCUUCAGGUGGAUCCCAGAGGAACAGAGGCGCACGGCGCGGGAAGCUUCCGGGGCUGUGGAGCCAGCUCCCGUGGCUUCCGGUUUGGAAGCUCUCCACGGAUGCGGUGUCUCCCCCAGGUUGAAGCAGGGCUCGACCCUGGCGUGUCCUCUGCCGGGCCGGCCUCCCUCGUGGUCCUCGGGAUGCUCCCUGCCCGCCCUCCGCGGAGCCCGGCUCUUGCACAGGUGGUGGAGCUUGCCUGACAUCUUUUGGAGCCCCCUUCAACUCGAGUCUGUGAAGACCCUUGUGUUGUGGGGCACAACUGAAGAACAGACCAAUCACCACUAAGAAGUCCUAAUUUGAUCGUCUUUAUUAGCCGGCGGGCUUACUGUCUCAUAUAAU
Sciurus carolinensis (gray squirrel) is the source of this 1188-nucleotide messenger RNA. RefSeq lists its product as uncharacterized. Lineage: Eukaryota; Metazoa; Chordata; Mammalia; Rodentia; Sciuridae. Bases 1 to 1134 code for a protein of 377 amino acids. The record is from RefSeq and is a predicted model, not a curated record. The transcript is spliced from 3 exons.